Messenger RNA from Odocoileus virginianus texanus, 1612 nucleotides. It is a transcript of the gene RBM38, whose product is annotated as RNA binding motif protein 38. NCBI's taxonomy places the organism in Eukaryota, Metazoa, Chordata, Mammalia, Artiodactyla, Cervidae. Gene Ontology annotation, biological process: regulation of RNA splicing. Gene Ontology annotation, molecular function: mRNA 3'-UTR binding. Gene Ontology annotation, cellular component: cytosol; nucleus. The record is from RefSeq and is a predicted model, not a curated record.
CGCCCCCCAUGCUGCUGCAGCCCGCGCCGUGCGCCCCGAGCGCGGGCUUCUCGCGGCCCCCGGCCGCCCCCGGCGCCAUGCACGGCUCGCAGAAGGACACCACGUUCACCAAGAUUUUCGUGGGCGGCCUGCCCUACCAUACUACCGACGCCUCGCUCAGGAAGUACUUCGAGGGCUUCGGGGACAUCGAGGAGGCCGUGGUCAUCACCGACCGCCAGACGGGCAAGUCUCGCGGAUACGGCUUCGUGACCAUGGCCGACCGUGCAGCCGCUGAGAGGGCUUGCAAAGACCCUAACCCCAACAUCGAUGGUCGCAAGGCAAACGUGAACUUGGCCUAUCUGGGUGCCAAGCCGCGCAGCCUCCAGACGGGCUUUGCCAUCGGCGUGCAGCAGGUGCCCCCCACUUUGAUCCAGCGGACUUAUGGGCUGACCCCCCACUACAUCUACCCACAAGCCAUCGUCCAGCCCAGCGUGGUGAUCCCGGCCGCCCCGGUCCCACCGCUGUCCUCGCCUUACAUCGAGUACACGCCGGCCAGCCCGGCCUACGCCCAGUACCCGCCGGCCGCCUAUGACCAGUACCCGUACGCCGCCUCGCCCGCCACAGCCGCCAGCUUCGUGGGCUACAGCUACCCGGCCGCCGUGCCCCAGGCCCUCUCAGCUGCGGCCCCCGCGGGCACCACCUUCCUGCAGUACCAGCCUCCGCAGCUGCAGCCUGACCGGAUGCAGUGAGGCUGUCCCUGCCUGCGACCACAGCCCCAUCACUGCGGGCUGGGGGGUGCCGGCCGAGUCCAGGGGUGCACACCCACCCCUGGACCUCGGGGGGCCCCGCGGGACCCCGCCGGCACCCUGGAUGGCCCAGAGACUACUGAUCUUUACACCUGGGACAUCAUGUCUUGAGAGAGGACUUGAAUGACCGAAAGCUAAUCGAAGAGCAGCCUGAAUGUCGCACAUGCACCGUCCCCACCCUCCCACUCCUUAGAGUCCGCAGGCGGUCCCUCCAGCACCCAGCGGGGUCUUCUGGACCCUCCAUAAACCCCGACCGCCCUCUGGGUCCCGUUCAGAGAGGCCUUAUUACUCCAGGGAAGCCCAGGAUCAGGCGAAGUGCACUGACUGUUGUCACUCCAUCUUCAUGACUGUGAACCGCAGGUAGGGGGCUCUCCCACCCCCAGAAUUCCCAUUAUCUAAAUGUUCGCCUGGGGGCACCCCCCCACCCCCCAGGGCUCCCAGGUGCAGCAGGGCGCCCCGGUGAUGCGACUGGGGCAGCCAGCCACGGUCCGUUCGUUCCAUCAAGGCACUGCGGCUCUUUUUCUUAUCGUUGUUUUGCUACUAAGAUGAUUUCAGAGUUUCAGUCUAUUUUUUCAAUGGAGACUCCAAUCGCCAAGAAUCCAAAACCUGUUUUUUUGACUUUGAGACUCACUUUGGUCGAUGGCUCGUCCGCCUGAAGAGAUGGUGGUGGUGUUCUUCUGAUAAGUGUCUGCCAGCCCGAGCUCCUCAGAGGGUGGGUAUCUUGACAGUGAGUUUUCUUAAGCUUUGCCCGCUCCCCGAGGCCGUGAAGGGGGUGCUGGCUGAGGGGCUGGACCACCGCGUCCCGGCCGGCUGGCAGGAUAGAGGCU